CCUUUACUACACUUCCUCCGGUGCACUCUCUUACACAUAUACUUUGCUCGCCCGCUGCACUUCGCUUCUGAGACUGCUUUGUAACCCGCGGCGUUUUCUAUUCCGACCUAAGGCACAUCACGUUUCUGUUUGUCUUUAUAAACCGUCCGCAAAAUGGCAUCCGACGCUAUGACUAUCAACGAGGCGCUGAUGGAGGUGGAGCACACUCCCGCCGUCCACAAGCGCAUUCUCGAUAUCCUGCCCGGCAUUUCGGGUGGCGUGGCACGUGUCAUGAUCGGCCAGCCCUUUGACACCAUCAAGGUGCGGCUGCAAGUGCUGGGUCAGGGCACUGCCCUGGCGGCCAAGCUGCCGCCCUCGGAGGUGUACAAGGACUCGAUGGAUUGCGUCCGUAAGAUGAUCAAGAGCGAGGGCCCGCUGUCCUUCUACAAGGGCACCGUCGCGCCUCUGGUCGGCAACAUGGUCCUGCUGGGCAUCCACUUCCCCGUCUUCUCGUCCGUGCGUAAGAUGCUGGAGGGAGAUGACCACUACUCCAACUUCUCUCACGCCAACGUCCUGCUGUCGGGCGCGGCUGCCGGUGCCGCCGGUUCUCUGAUCUCUGCCCCCGUGGAGCUGGUCCGCACCAAGAUGCAGAUGCAGCGCCGCGCCGCUCUGGCUGGCACGGUGGCCGCCGGCGCCGCCGCCUCGGCUGGCGCCGAGGAGUUCUACAAGGGCUCGCUGGACUGCUUCAAGCAGGUCAUGUCCAAGCACGGCAUCAAGGGCCUGUACCGUGGAUUCUCCUCCACCAUCCUGCGUGACAUGCAGGGCUACGCCUGGUUCUUCCUGGGCUACGAGGCCACUGUCAACCACUUCCUGCAGAACGCCGGCCCCGGUGUGCACACCAAGGCCGACCUCAACUACCUGCAGGUCAUGGCCGCCGGCGUGGUGGCGGGCUUCGGCCUGUGGGGCUCCAUGUUCCCCAUCGACACCAUCAAGUCCAAGAUGCAGGCCGACUCGUUCGUCAAGCCCCAGUACAGCACUACCAUUGACUGCGUCAAGCAGGUGAUCGCCAGCGAGGGCCAGGCGGGUCUGUGGCGCGGCUUCUCCGCCGCCAUGUACCGCGCCAUCCCCGUCAACGCCGGCAUCUUCCUGGCGGUGGAGGGCACGCGCCAGGGCAUCAAGUGGUACGAGGAGAACGUGGAGCACAUCUACGGCGGCGUGAUCGGCCCCGCCACCGCUCAGUAAGCGGCUGCCAUUGGCACAGCUUCGCAGCCGCUAGUAUUCGUUUGCGUGCUGUAAAGCUGAGCAAGGCUUGACGGCUUAUCCACGACCGCGUACGAAUUACAUUUUCCACGUACAGAGGCUUGUCGUAUACACGCUUUGUAGUGUUGUUUCUUAGGUAGGCAGGUUCAGGUGUUGGCUGCUGAUGCUGGUCCCUGUCGGGCCAGCCUGGCAUUCUUAAAAACUGACUGACUAGAUAGACGCAGGAUAGGGUAGGUCGUUACCAUUGAUGGAAAGCACUGUGUAGGAUGGGACAGGACAGGGAGUCACUUACUCCUGAGCCUAUUGUAGCUAGCACGCAUGCAAGUGGGGUGAGGGAUAGCUUGAGCUUGCGCAUUAACCUGCAUUGAUUCUUCCCGAUGAUGCCGGGUUGCUUUCGGUAUGUAGUAUAGCGGUGACGAUGCAAAGAGACCAAAGACGUGGCCUAGCUGCGAUGCUGGUAUGCAGAGGGGGCUAUGUGUUCAGGUUGCAAUCUGUUGGUGGUGAGGUUUGCGGGUGCGGCCCUUGAACAUUAGGGCUCCUGCUACUUGAGUUCUUGAUUGGCCUAGUUACACUCCCUUCCACAUUGCGUUUCGAGGGACACUUGAAGAUGAGCAGAUGAGAGCGCGUGUCUGUAUGUAUGGUUUUGGACCUUGUAUGGUUUUGGACCUUCGGAGGGGAGAGCGAAGAGAGAGCGUUGCGAUUUAAUGGCAGUGCACUCGAGGGGACAGGCAGCCACGCAUGGGGCCUGCUCAAUUUCCGCCAGGCAAGGAGGAGACACCUCUCAACUGGCGGGUGUAAGUUCUCAAGAAA
Messenger RNA from Chlamydomonas reinhardtii, 2049 nucleotides. RefSeq lists its product as uncharacterized. The record is from RefSeq and is a predicted model, not a curated record. NCBI's taxonomy places the organism in Eukaryota, Viridiplantae, Chlorophyta, Chlorophyceae, Chlamydomonadales, Chlamydomonadaceae. Bases 154 to 1221 code for a protein of 355 amino acids. Gene Ontology annotation, molecular function: L-ornithine transmembrane transporter activity. Gene Ontology annotation, biological process: mitochondrial L-ornithine transmembrane transport. The transcript is spliced from 6 exons.